GUUGUAAAUUUUCUCAGUGAUGCGUACUUUCAUAGUUAAAGAAGGAUCCUGGUCCGAUUGAUUGACAUGGUUAUAAAGAAUCCUGCAAACGGAAUUUUAGACCGGUGUUAGUUGAUCAUAUAACCAAAAGGAAUUCACCUUUGGGAAUAACAUGAACUCCAAAUGAUCCAAUACUGCUGCGUUCACAGGGUUAUUAUCCCUCAAUAGGGAUGCAUGACUCGUCAUUCAGAUCAAGAGGCAGUCAAACUGUUGCUAAAGACUGCCACAGGAGGAAUAUCCAAAAAUAUAGUCGACCUACAAAACGUUGUUAAAGAAUCGGCUUGGAAAAGGUAUAGCAAUAGUAGACAAAAGGAUUUUCCAACGGCAGUAAAAAAGGUUCGAUUAGAUUUUGAUUGGACAGGUGUAAAAUUUAUUCCAACGAAACCUAAAUAUUCUGAUCACGGAACAGUUCAAUAUGAAUCAAAUAUUCUAUUUGAAUCAGUAUUCAAAAAUAAUAGCAACCAAGAGCAACACCAUUCCUUGAAAACUGAACAACAGACCACAGGAACAUGCAAGAGUUCAAUAACAAAAGGUUAUACAACUGGCUUUAAUGUUGGCCUGACACUGUCUGCACCUUCCGAUAUAGUGGGGACAACAGCUGGUUUUUCUAAAGGUUUCUCGGUUGAAAAUACGUUGGCAAAUGAAGAUCAAAGAACAAUGACUUGGUCGGCAGAAGGUGUGUUGUUAGUCGAAAAGCAAUCUAUGCUUACUGCAAAACUCCAAAUAACAGAAAAGCAAAGCUCUUAUACUUUUACAACUAAUGUUGCAGUAAAAGGAGAAGUUAUAGUUACGUUCUAUGAAAGAAAAAACAACAAAUAUCUGAUGGAAUACAGAGCACCAAUUAGAACCAUUUUAGUUCAAAAGAAAGAUAAGUUUAAGGAUGACAAAGGAAAAAUAUUUGUAGAAGACAUUGAUGGAACAGCUUAUGUGAAAGUUGAAGGGGAAUGUAUUUUCAAAUAUGGUAUCAAACAAGAAAUUAUUAUAAACCAGAACAGUAAUAAAGAACAAAAUGUUUUGUCCUGAAAUUCAAAAUAACAAUACAGAUGAUAAUUCCUACAAUUUGUAUAAUUAAAAAAAACAAAACUU
Messenger RNA from Mytilus trossulus (common blue mussel), 1125 nucleotides. RefSeq lists its product as uncharacterized. The coding region runs from base 214 to 1062 and encodes 282 amino acids. The transcript has 2 exons. Lineage: Eukaryota; Metazoa; Mollusca; Bivalvia; Mytilida; Mytilidae. The record is from RefSeq and is a predicted model, not a curated record.